AUGUUCGCGCGCCGGUGAAAAAAUGUGAUAAAAUGUGUAUAAUUUAACCACAGUUACCUAUUUUGUUUUCAAGUUAUUACGAUGAGUGCUUCAUUCGAGGAUACAGUGUUUGAUUUUGAUUUAAAUUUUCUCAAUCAACCUACAACAUCGAACACGGAACAAGAAACUCAGACAAGAUUAGAAAAGCUCAGGAGAUCCAUUAUUUAUUUGAAAAAGAAAGUGGUUUUUGCUGACGCUGCUGUGUGUAGAUAUAAAACUGCAAGACAUUAUGCAAGGGUAUUGGAAAAUAAUCAAUUGUACACCAAUGAGGGAUGUAAACAACAUCUUAUUGAAAUAAGAAAUUUCAUUGACAAAGUGGGCAAAUUAGAAACAGAAAAUAGACAAUUAGAAGAAAAGCUUAAAGAAAAGAAUAAUGAAAUCGGUGAUUUACAAAACAAGUAUGAAGCUCUAGAAAAAUCAGGAAACCAGGUUCAGUUGUUGCUGUUAGAGAAAAGUAAAGCACAGGAUCCUACAAAGGUUUACUCUAAUGUUGACAAAGAAAAGAAAAAAGAUAAUUGUAAAUCUUGCAACAAGAAUCAACUAAAAUAUGACCUGCUUGAUAAAGAAGUUGAGACUCUACGCAGGGACAAUGUUAAACUUUCAAGAUUAGAGAAGGAAAAUGAGAAGCUUCGUAGGGAGAAUGCCAGAAUACCAAGCUUAGCACAAGAAAUUUUGCAACUUCGUAAAGAAGUUUCUGACCUUGUGACACCUGAGUCCAUAAAUGAUGGAAUCAAAAAGGCAACUGCGAAAAUACAAUUUUUGCAAAAAGAAAUUGAUGAAUUACAAAAGGAAAAUAGUAAAAUAGGAAAGUUGGAAAAAGAAAUUGAAGUACUUCGUUCUGAGAAUGCCAAAGCUAAAAACUUUGAGAAAGAAAUAGGGAAACUUCACAGAGAAACUGCUAAGAUUCCAAAGUUGAGGGAGGAAAAUGAAGAACUACGGAAAGAAUGCACUAAAGUUUCUAACUUGGAGAAAGAAGUUUCAGUACUUGGUGUUAAGAAUGCUAAACUUACGAAUUUGGAGAGGCUACACAAGAGUCUAUGUGAUCAGCUUGUUAAAAUCCCAAAUAAGGGGAGAGAUUUGGAAAGUCUUUUGUCGCGUUUUAACUUGGAAUUUACAGUAACAGGUACACCACCAAAGCAGGGCACACAUAAAUCUAUUCAUAAUGAUACCACUGGAGGGGACUCUGUAGAAGAUGAAGAUACAGUUGUACCACUUACACCAGUCUGCACAAUGCCCGACAAACAACCUCUUGUUAAAACUACACCUGAACCACAAGAAUUUAAUGAUGAUAAUAUUGAUGAAGUUAAUUUGGUAUCUAGUCGCAAAUCUUCCCUUGACAACUCCAACAUUGAAACACCAUCAAAAUCUCUUAUCAAUGUUAAAGAUAGUAUUAUCACCAGUACUGUGCCCGUUAUAGUAUACAAUGAAAACCAAGGUAUCAAUCGAAAUAAGAAUGCAACUGUAAAUCAUCACGCUCAAAAUGUGUCAAUUGUGUCAAUAUGUGUUCCAAAGGACAUGACCAGUGCAAAUAACUCACAAGAACAUACUACAUCAAAAUCUGAAGUUAAAGAAGGCAUAUUAAGUGCAACCAUUCCGACAAUUGUGUUCAACCAGAAUUUGGAUAUGACCUGCAAGAAAAAUAAAGUUGAAAAUCAGAGACAUUGUGGUCAGAUUGAGAGGUUAGAUAAUGAUAACCAGUCAAAAGAUAAUGCUAAUGUUUCUCCUAUUAUGUACAACGAAAAUAUUUGCCAUGAUGAAAAUGUAACAAAAGAUAAUGCUCGAAAAGAUUCCAGUGUUCCAAAAAGAGUACUGAGCAAUAACACACCUAUUGCUAAUAAGUCAGAAAAUAAGCCUAACGGAAGUGGUUUAACUGCUACAGUUCCCACUAUUGUAUACAAUAAGAAUCUAAACAUUUCCUCUAAUGACAAUGCAGUCGCGGGUCAAGGUAAUCACAGUCAGAAUUCACAUAAAAAUACAAAGAUUGCAAGAGAGAGAGAAAGUCUUGAAUUGAACAAUAGCAAAGUGUGCGCAAACAACAUUGAACUAGAGUUAGAAAAUAUAUUCAGUAAUAUGAAAAUGUCCUUUAAUGCUGUGACUCCCAUUCCGAAAACGCCGACGAGAAUAACUGAAGAAAGGAAUACGCCAACGAGAAUAACUGAAGAACGGAAUACGCCAACGAGAAUAGCUGAAGAAAGGAAGACGCACACGAGAUUAACUGAAGAAAAAGAAGAAAGGAUUAGUGACCCCACUGAAAAGCUACUAAAAUGCAUGAUGUUAAGCGAUAAGAGUGAUAAACUUCUACUUAAACUAAAAGAAUACAUGCACGGCUAUACUAAAGACUUAUUUUGCCAAGCAAAUCCUAAAUUUGUAGCCCAGAAACAUUUUUACGGAUCGGAAACCAAAAAUACGAGGUGUAACAUAGAUAAAUUGAUUCAAUGCUUUGAAACAAUCUUACGAUCCAAACAGAUCUUAAGUGAAGAUUCUACGAAUACACAACCAAAGUUACAAAUAUUGGAGGAAACUACUUGCUCCAAUGAUGCUAAUAAUUUAGAAUCAGUAACAAAUAAAAAUAUGCCAGAAACAGAUGUAUAUUGUUUGCCUGAAGAUGUGCAGAAUAUGCAUGCUGAUACAAACUUAUAUGAUGAUACAGACUUAUUUGAUAAUCCAGAAAUAAUUCAAGACGAUACUCAUACUUUACAAAACCAUCAAGAAGAAUUGUCUGAGCUGUCAAGCGAAAACAUAGAAUCGUCUGCAACACAAUUACCAGAAAAAGAUAUAAUUAUUUUGCAUAAUUUACAAAAUGAGGAUAGGUUCUCUCAAAUAUCGAAACCUGAUAAAGUUAAUAGAAAACAAGAAAAAAUGCGCAAAAUGCCAGUUUCUGAUAGAUCUAAUGUGAAAAGUAAAAUGUAUAAAGCUACUGAUAGUGUAAGACGUUCCAAUACCGCCGCACAAAAGAAGAAACCACCCACGAGAGGCGUCAAAAAAGUUAAAUGUAAGAAACAUACACAGUUGGAUAAAUUGAAAAGACGUCUUGCACCAAAGUACAAAAUUAGGAGAGAAUCUCCGUUGUUACGAAAAUCUAUGCCUCCACCGACGAAUAUAAAGCCAAAAUCUAUGCCUCCACCUAAGAAGACAGUAUCAGCAAAUGAUACCUCUGCAUCACUCAAUGAUAAAGAAGUUUAUGAGAAAGCCGUGAAAGUUAUGGCCGAAAUAAAUUCACAAAAGUCUAAAAUUCUAAAAUCGCCGCCUGUAAGAAGAAAAUCUAUGCUAUCUUCAGCACAUACAAUUGGAAUGGAAGAUGAUAUUGUUGUAACGCCUAAUUCACCACCUAGAAUGACUCGCGCUAUGUCUUUAAAGCUUAGUGGUUUGGAAUUCGACAGUGAUACUGAUAAUGAUGAAGUACCAAUAGUGUCCAAAGAUGCAAACGCUUUACCAUCUCCAAAACCCAGAAAUACUUCCGAUAAAGGUACUGGGAUUACCACGCCUAUUACAUGUAAGAAUACUUUGCAUAUUACAAUUGACAGUAAUGUCAAUAAUGUACCAAAUUAUACACCUAUACCAACAGACACACCUUCUUCAAAGCUCUGUGAUUCUCAAAUUUUUGAUAGUGAGGAUUUAGUACCAACUUCGCCACUUGAAGAACCAAAAUCACCAUUUACUUACAAUAUUGAAAAUACUAGCGGUGAUAAAGUUAUAAGCAAGGAACCUAAAGAAAUAAAAACAUCCACAAGGCUUGAAAGUAUUACAGAAAUUGAAGUAAAUAGUAGCAGCAGUGAUGUUGUAUCAAGCUUAACACCAAAAGAACCGGCAACUAUUAUAAAUACUACGCACGGAAAUGUGAAUAAUGACGAUAAAAUGCACAAUGCCAGCAAAAAUUGUGUUAAACAAUCAAAUUCACCACCUAGAACUAUUAGGCGUAAGAGUAGCUUGCAAAUUGAUAUAAAUGCCAAUGGUGCUAAAGAACAAAAUAUAUUAUGUGUUGAAUCUGAUACUCCACUGUCUGCCAGAAGUGUUGUACAGUCUGAAAUAAAUAGCAGUGGUGGUGAAGUACCAAAAUCGCUUACAAAAGAACCUAAUACUUCACUGUACAUAAGCCAGAAUUCUUCACAAAUUCUUAUUAAUAAAAGUGGAGAUAUAGCACAAAAUUCACAACCUCAAGAACCAAAAAGUCCAUUAUCACCAAAGCUGAUGAGGUCUGUGCAGCCUGAAAUUCAUAAUGAAGCAAAUAAAGAAUUGCAUUCUCCGCCGAGACCGACAAAAACACCCUUGUCUCCAAGAUUGAGGUGUUUAACGCACAACUUAAACAACAAUAGUAUUUCGCCACUCAAACAAACCAAGUCUCUGUUAUCUCCCAGAAGUAGUAUGCAAAAUGAAAUAGAUCAAGUACCACAUAAGAUCUUGGUCACACCAAGAACUAAGAGAAAAAUUUCAGAAUUAUUUGAUAACUGUGCAGUAGUUUUGACAAAAGAUGAGAAUAUAUUGGGUUAUGUUGCAAAUAAAAGCGUACAUGCCGAAAAGGCUCAAGAAGGAAAUGAGCCGGACAAUGUAACCGCAGCAAGAAGAAAACGCAGGUCUUCUUCUGAUGAACCUCUCGUGCAACCAAAGAGAACAUUGCGUAGUUCCAAUCAAAAGGGAGAAAAUGAUAGGAAGUCAGUAGAAAAUACAAGUACAAUAGAAAAUACUUCCAAACUAUCACAAAGCCCGAAACUUUCUACUCCUCAAAACAGUAAAAUUGUUAAGUAUGAUGAUUUGGAUAUGUGGUCUGAUGAUGAUCAUCAGGAAUCAAAUCAUCUUCAUCAUCAACAGGAAUUAGUUCAUGAUCAGGAAUCAGUUCCUGUAAAUGAAGCAAAUACAGAGAUUUGUCAUCCGAAGGACAGUAUUUUGUGUUGUAUGAUAGAGAAAUAUGGAGUGGAAUCUGUAAAACCAUUUGCAAAGAAACCUUCAGAACACGCAGUUAAGCAGAUAUGCGAAAAAAUUGAAAAAGAAAUUUCACUUAUAUCAGAACUACCAAUGAACGAAACAAAAAAUGCUAUGAAUAAGUUCGUAGCUGAUUUGAGAAAAUUAAACCACAAGCUCUUUAUAAGCGGCAUGAUGAAGUAUUUAACAAAACCAGAGAGGAAACAGGAAUUAUUUGGAAAAAUAUCUUUAACUGCUGCCCCAGCUAUGACUAAGGCUGAACAAAUCCUUCUCUAUGUCAUAGCACAACUAAAUACUCACUGGCCUUUGGACAUUGUCGACGCAAUACUGUCGAAUAUUGAGUACACGUUAUUUAGAUUAAACAGGACACCAGAAUUUGAUGUGAUUGAAAGUAUGUCGCACUUCUAUGCUCUUCUAUGCAGAUACAUUGGAGCUAAAAGCCGUUUAAGGCUGUUUAUCCUAGAUGCUAUGUAUUGCAUUCAGUAUAAAUCUGUGCCUUUGAUAAAGCAGUGUAUUGAAAUAUGGAUGCAUAUAAUACCAUUAGCACAUAUGGGUAUAGCCAAAAAUCCCCUGGUGACAUGUUUGGUAUAUCUGCUACAUUUCUAUAAGUGUGAAGACAAAUUGAACAGAGUGCAAGACAUUAGAAACAUAUUAAGUCGAAAAUAUUUCUAUCAAAUCACAGAUUGGAAUGAGACAAAAAUUCUAGAAAUGUUUAAAAACUCUAUUAAGGAUUUAAAAGAUGUUCCAAUUGACAAGAAAACUUUAAGAUUGGCCCUGAUUAUUCUUGCUAAACGACAUGGACCGCGCUGGUGUCAAAAUAAUAUCAUUAAGAAUUUACUUCAACCAAUGAUUGAAAAAGAGGGUGUAUCUGACAAUGUGAAAGAAUUUUGUGUGUCCAUGAUUGGACCCCUGAUGAAACCAUAUCCAGUUGAUAUGAAAAUAUAUUGUGAGAUAGCUAUGAAUCAGCUUACUGAUAUCCUUAACAACAAUCCAUCACCGAAAAUGGAAGAAGCUGCCAUCACCAGUAUGUUGUUCAUAAACAGACAUAACCAAGAUAGUAUUAACAAAAUACUUUUAACGCGUAGGAUGAAACCAUUGUCACCGGAACUCGAGAAAACUCUAUGCGAUUAUGUAAAAACAAAGCCAUUAAAGGUGUGGAAGAAACAUCUUUCGAUAAUAGCUCGAGUAACUUAAAAUAGUUUCAGAUUUUUGUGUUAUAUUAAUUUUACUAAGUUGACUAUCUGCCAAGCAGAUAUACGUGUAAUAUAUUAUAGUUAAUGUGUAGUUUUAUUAGGUGUGUUUUAACAGCUGUCCAUUUUGGUAAUGGAUAUAUUAACUCUUAUGUGUAGAAUUUAUAAAAAUAAGUAUCUGCGAUUUAGUAUUUUAGAGUAAGAAAUUGUCUUUCUAAUUAAGACAAAAGAAUAGUCAUAAUUUAAGGAUUUCGGGUAUAACCAUACAUAGUGAUUAGUUAGUGGUAAUUUCAUGUAAGUAUUUUAUAAGUCUCUAAUUUAUAUCAACUGAUAUUAAUAUAAGAUAUAGUGUUCUCUAUGUAGGUAAAAUACUAUUUAGCAGAUAUGUAAUCGAUCUCAUUAAAAUAUGCUUCUCUAAUCUGUAUGCAUACCUCAAUGCGAGAAUUAUAGAUUGGCGUCUAGAUGUACCUCUUUCAAGUUAUUAAUAUAGAACAAGAACUAGCAGUCCAGCUAAAAAUGUGGUUUGGUUUUUGGAGAAGCAAUUAUCAGUUUAUUUCAUACUAGCGGUUCGCUCCUGCUUCGCACGGGUAUCCAAGUAUUUUCCCAGUGGCUGUUUCCCCAUCUUUCUUACCACUUUUCUAAAGUUUUCUAUCUUCUUAUAAUAACAAACGAUAAAAAAUAAUUGGCAAAAUAGGUCCAAGCGUUGUUGAGUUAUGCGCCAACACUUUUUGCGAUCCUUUAUUGUAAUUUUUUAAAUGAUGGAUCUGUUUGGAUGCGUUUUCGUACGUAGAAAUUGUGAAUUUCGUUAAAAAUAAUCUGUUUCUGUCAGUGUAAAUAUUUCACAACACAUGGUACAAAUAUUAUCUACAUAACAUGAGGUUUAUUAAAAUUCUUACUAGUUUAAAUUGUACCAAUUUAAUUGUAAGACCACUAAGUAUAACAACUUGUAAAUUCAAAUGAAUAAAAC
Molecule: messenger RNA, 7113 nt
Organism: Spodoptera exigua (beet armyworm)
Lineage: Eukaryota; Metazoa; Arthropoda; Insecta; Lepidoptera; Noctuidae
Source: the annotation of a GenBank genome assembly